AUGAGAAACAAUCCCUCGUCGCCGUUAUCGCUGCACCCGUCAGCGCUCCUCCUCCUCCUCACCGGAAUCCCAGCUGCCGGCAAGUCCACCUUUCUCGCCGCUGCGCAGCGUCAUGUCCUUCAAGGCGAUAACACCUCGAGAAAGGUGCCGCUCUUCGGUGGCCGCUGUCAAGGUCGCAUAUGCUCUGUGCUACAGCUCGAUAAGGUGCUCGCAGAUCUCGAAGCUGCGACGGCGCACAAACAACACCCAGUCGCCCCAGCUGGGGAACGUAAGUUUAGCCCGCUGCUGUGGAGGCAAGCCACAAGGCGGCUUUUGGAACUGACUCAGUCGGCGCUACGCACAUGUAUCACAGGAACCGUUAACGGCGACGCGAGAGAGGACGCGGUCGUUCCCAUGGUGCUUGUAGAAGAUAACAUGCACUACCGGAGCAUGCGAGAGCGCUAUUAUCAAAUGUGUCGAAGCCUAGAAAGGGAAGUGUACUAUGCACAGACACCGCACGAUUCCCCAACAACUUCGGCACAGUCGCGGCAACCCUUCAUUGUACUUUUCGAGCUCCGUUUUGCCACGCCGUUGGCCGUGUGCCUCGCGCGCAACGCGCGACGUGGUAAACCGCAGGAGGGGGCUGGUAAAGACCAGGCAUGUGAAUCUGCUUGGGUGCCACCGCCGGUGAUCUGCUCUAUGGACGCUUUGUUCGACCACUGUUACGCGCGCACCGACCGUGUGAACCCUGCAGCAGGGGAGCCGUGCCGUUUGAAUCCAUGGCAGUGGACUACAACGACGCAGCCGUGGGGGCUCUUGGUGCAUGCCACGCAAGCUGUUGAGACGGACGAAAGUUGGCCAGCCGUAUUGCCGGAAACAGCAGUGAGUUUCUUCGAUGUGGCACUGCAGCAGUCUGAGGCGUGGGACGCAUGUCAGAGGCAGUGCCAGGAGAUCGCCUGCACUCACCUUCAGCGGUUACGCGAAGAUGAGGACAUUGAUGAGGCCACACGUCGCCGGCGGGCUGCGGAGACGGCACUUUCCCACGCCCAUCGGCUAGACCUGCAGCUUCGGGGCAUCGUACACGCGUUCCUUUCUCAGCGGAAUCAUUGGAAAGCGCAUGGCACUGAAAGCGUGUUGUCGACGCCGCAGGGCGCGGCCCUCUUCCGCAAGAGCAUUGCAGCCGCCAAGCAAGAGGCCGCACAGCGGUUCAGAGUGCAGCUACGGCAACUGGGUACGGAGAAAAACGAACCGACGGACACGAUCGCCGUUGAGUUGCUUGGCGGUAGCAUCGAUGACCUUCAGGAACUGGUUGUCCAAGAGUUCCAGCAGCGUGUUCUGGACCUCUGGCGAGAUGCUGAGGUGUGUGUUCUUCCUACGCCACACACACAGUGA
This is a messenger RNA of Leishmania braziliensis MHOM/BR/75/M2904, 1371 nucleotides long. RefSeq lists its product as hypothetical. Gene Ontology annotation, molecular function: kinase activity; tRNA binding. Lineage: Eukaryota; Euglenozoa; Kinetoplastea; Trypanosomatida; Trypanosomatidae. The record is from RefSeq and is a predicted model, not a curated record. The transcript has a single exon. The coding region runs from base 1 to 1371 and encodes 456 amino acids.